This is a messenger RNA of Lachancea thermotolerans CBS 6340, 1041 nucleotides long. It is a transcript of the gene MCM21, whose product is annotated as Mcm21p. The record is from RefSeq and is a predicted model, not a curated record. Lineage: Eukaryota; Fungi; Ascomycota; Saccharomycetes; Saccharomycetales; Saccharomycetaceae. Gene Ontology annotation, cellular component: kinetochore. The transcript has 2 exons. Bases 1 to 1041 code for a protein of 346 amino acids.
AUGGUCGAAGAAGAGGACAAUGAUCAGUAUAUCAAUUCGUUGAAUGCUGAAAUUUUGCAGCUGAAAAACAAAUGCAGGGUUCUAGAGGACGAGCUGCAGGCUCAGAAGAAAGGCGUAAGCGAGGUCCCAGUGGAGUUCGAGGGCCUAUUCCAGAAAAACCCUGAGCUAAAGCACACGCUCUCUCAAAAGAUAUUUAAGGAAACCGACAGCUUUCCCCAGACUCCUUAUUCAUCACCAAAAAAAAGGCCACUUAAGAGCUCAGCCGCGCAGCUCAGUAACCUCUCUCCCGACAUUCCAGAGUCAGAAUGGGUUCUCAAAACUCAGGUGCCGGUCGAGCACAAGUUCUUUGACAGUGCUGUUGCAGAUCUUAUAGAAACAGAUAUUUUGACAUCGCCUUCUAAGCGGAAGCGAGCUGCACAGUCCCGAGCUCACGAAGAGCUCGUUCAGAAGGUCCAAAUCGAGAACAUCUACAGGAUGUUAGGGAUAAGCACAUUUCCCGUUGUGGAUCCGAGUGACCUUGAGGGCACCGAAGAAGAUGAGAUUAAUAUAAAACGGAAAAUGCUAGGCCUAAGGCUGGAAUUAUUCAAUGAACUGGAGCGCUCAUUCGAACCUCCCUACUAUAUUUUGUUCAAGCAAAACCCCAAAAACAGUUACUGGAAUAUUUUCCGUCACACAGUGCCAUCCUAUGUCGGGGUUGAGCAAAUGUUUCAACAGGUGAGGUCAAACGGUUUGCUAGCGAAUCAGUCAGAAAUCUACACAUUUGCAAAGAAAGUUUACAAAUCUCUGUUGAGCAUUUCUGUUAAAACACAAAUAUUUCGCAGGACGGAAAAGAAAGAGGCCAUAUCACAGUUGGAGAUAGACCCCUCGUGUACAUCAGUAUCGUUUCACAUCGAAAAGCUUGGGUGUUUUGUGAAACUAAAGUUGGAUGCAACCGACGUAAUUGCCUGUUCCUGUAUUCCUCAUGAGAAUGUUAGUUGGAAUGCCCAAAUGUUGGGGCCAGUGGUUUCCCUACCCGAUAGAAUUGAGUCUCUAGUAAAGUAA